Messenger RNA from Acyrthosiphon pisum (pea aphid), 552 nucleotides. Its product is annotated as craniofacial development protein 2-like. NCBI's taxonomy places the organism in Eukaryota, Metazoa, Arthropoda, Insecta, Hemiptera, Aphididae. Bases 1 to 552 code for a protein of 183 amino acids. The transcript has a single exon. Gene Ontology annotation, molecular function: catalytic activity. The record is from RefSeq and is a predicted model, not a curated record.
AUGAGACCAUCACGGAAUCAGCCUCGGACACAGAUAAAUGGAAUUAAGACUGGACACGGAAUUCGGAAAACUGGAAUUAAGAUCGCGACCUGGAACACACUAAGCCUUUAUCGAACUGGAGCCUGUCAAAAUCUUACUGAUGUGUUAGACACGUAUGGAAUACAGAUAAUAGCCCUUCAAGAGAUAAGAUGGCCAGGAAAAGGUCAGCUAAAAGUAGGGAAGUACAUAGUGUAUUUCUCUGGCAUGGAAGAAGGACACGUCUUUGGAUGUGGUUUUGCUGUGCAUGAAUCAUUGGAACCAUACGUAAAAGAAUUCAAUCCAAUAUCGGAAAGGAUAACCUUACUACGAGUAGAUACGAAACCACUGAAUAUAAUAUUAGUAUGCGUACACGCACCAACAGAAACAGGGGAAGAGAACAUGAAGGAUGUUUUCUAUGAAGAUCUGUCGCAAAUAUAUGAUAAACUGCCAGGAAAUGUAAUCAAACUCGUAAUAGGUGAUCUGAAUGCCAAGUGUGGAAAAGAAACACAUUUUAUGCCAAUGAUAGGGAAAUAA